CGAGAGGGGCAGCGGCGAGUCUCCUCGGAUAAAUUCUAUUAGAGCAGCCGCUGCCGGUUCAGCCAGAGCCGGGCAAGGCAGCGACGCCAGACGCGGGAGGCCCAGGCCGGCUUCUUCUUCUUCGGCUUCUGCUUCUUCUUCGGCAGCAGCGGCUUAUUUUUUUUUUAUUUAAUUUUUUUUUUUACCUCAGGGCCCCCUUCCCCUCCCCCACCGGCGCUCUCCCCCCCCCCCACCCUCGCGUGAGGCGGCGCCCCCCCCCCAUUUCCGUGACCUUCCCUCACGCGAGGAGGAGAAAGCGAGGAAAAAAACCCCUCAAAAGACAAAAGGAAGAGCCGGGGGGGGGCUGAGGGAGAGAGAGAGAGGGAGGGGGGGCAGGCCGAGGCGCCCCCCGUUUUAUUUUUAUUUUUUUUAAAAAAAAAAAACAACACCCUCCCCCCCCCGCUUUGAUUUUUUUUUUCCGUUGCUGCCGCCGCCGAAGAAGGAAGGGGGGGCCCCCGCAGCUCCUCCUCCUCCGACCCCCUCCCCCGACCCCCCGCCAUGGAGAACGGGCACACCAAGACGGUGGAGGAAGUGCUGGGCUACUUCGGGGUCAACGAGAGCACCGGGCUCAGCUUGGAGCAGGUCAAGAAGCAGAAGGAGCGGUGGGGAGCCAACGAACUACCAGCUGAAGAAGGAAAAACCUUACUUGAGCUGGUGAUCGAACAAUUUGAAGAUUUAUUAGUUAGAAUUUUGUUGCUGGCAGCAUGUAUAUCUUUUGUGUUGGCUUGGUUUGAAGAAGGAGAAGAAACAAUCACAGCCUUUGUAGAACCUUUUGUAAUCUUACUCAUAUUAGUUGCUAAUGCAAUUGUGGGUGUGUGGCAGGAGCGAAAUGCUGAAAAUGCCAUUGAAGCUCUUAAGGAAUAUGAACCUGAAAUGGGAAAAGUUUAUCGACAAGACAGAAAAAGUGUACAAAGGAUAAAAGCAAGAGACAUCGUCCCCGGUGAUAUCGUGGAAGUAGCUGUUGGGGACAAAGUUCCUGCUGACAUCAGAAUUACUUCCAUAAAAUCAACAACUCUACGAGUUGACCAGUCGAUCCUCACAGGUGAAUCUGUCUCGGUAAUUAAGCACACGGACCCUGUGCCUGAUCCUCGGGCAGUAAACCAAGAUAAGAAAAAUAUGCUUUUUUCGGGUACAAACAUUUCUGCGGGCAAAGCCAUGGGGGUCGUGGUGGCCACUGGGGUCAACACGGAAAUCGGCAAAAUCCGUGACGAAAUGGUGGCCACCGAGCAAGAGAGGACCCCCCUGCAGCAGAAGCUGGACGAGUUCGGGGAGCAGCUGUCCAAGGUCAUCUCGCUGAUCUGCAUCGCCGUCUGGAUCAUCAACAUCGGCCACUUCAACGACCCCGUCCACGGCGGCUCCUGGAUCCGGGGCGCCAUCUACUACUUCAAAAUCGCCGUGGCCCUUGCGGUGGCCGCCAUUCCAGAGGGCCUGCCUGCCGUCAUUACCACCUGCCUGGCCCUGGGCACCCGUCGCAUGGCCAAGAAGAACGCCAUCGUCCGGAGCCUCCCCUCGGUGGAAACCCUGGGCUGCACCUCGGUCAUCUGUUCCGACAAGACGGGCACCCUCACCACCAACCAGAUGUCGGUUUGCCGGAUGUUCAUUGUGGACCGUGUGGAAGGAGAUAGCUGCUCUCUGAAUGAAUUCACCGUGUCUGGUUCAACGUACGCUCCCGUCGGAGACAUUUACAGAAACGAUAAAUCCGUCAAAUGCUGCAUGUACGACGGCCUCAUUGAAUUGGCUACAAUCUGCGCCCUCUGUAACGAUUCCUCUCUGGAUUUCAAUGAAGUGAAGGGAGUUUACGAGAAGGUCGGGGAAGCCACCGAGACCGCCCUGACCUGUCUGGUGGAGAAGAUGAACGUGUUCGACACGGAUCUGAAAGGGCUGUCCAAGAUCGAGCGGGCCAACGCUUGCAACUCGGUGAUUAAGCAGCUGAUGAGGAAGGAAUUCACCCUCGAAUUCUCCCGGGAUAGGAAAUCCAUGUCUGUUUACUGCACUCCAAACAAACCCAGCCGGACGGCCAUGACCAAGAUGUUUGUGAAGGGCGCUCCAGAAGGAGUGAUUGACAGGUGCACCCAUUUCCGAGCAGGAAACAUGAAAGUACCCUUAACCCCGGGGAUUAAGCAGAAGAUCAUGACCGUCAUCCGCGAGUGGGGCACCGGGAAGGACACGCUGCGUUGCCUGGCCCUGGCCACCCAUGACAACCCGCCGAGAAAGGAGGACAUGAACCUGGAAGACUCUACAGGUUUCAUCACCUAUGAGACCAACCUGACCUUCGUGGGCUGCGUGGGAAUGCUGGACCCGCCCCGCAUCGAGGUGGCCUCCUCCAUAAAGCUCUGCCGGCAAGCAGGCAUCCGUGUGAUUAUGAUAACAGGCGACAACAAGGGGACGGCGGUGGCCAUCUGCCGGCGCAUUGGCAUUUUCGGCGAAGACGAGGACGUCACCACCAAAGCCUUCACCGGUCGGGAGUUUGAUGAACUUUCGCCAGCCGGCCAGAGAGACGCCUGCAUGAAUGCCCGCUGUUUCGCCCGGGUGGAACCCUCCCACAAGUCCAAAAUCGUGGAGUUUCUCCAGUCCUUCGAUGACAUCACAGCAAUGACAGGAGACGGCGUCAACGAUGCCCCCGCUUUGAAGAAGGCAGAAAUUGGAAUUGCCAUGGGAUCUGGCACGGCCGUGGCAAAGACAGCAUCGGAAAUGGUACUGGCGGAUGACAAUUUCUCCACCAUUGUAGCCGCUGUGGAGGAAGGCCGGGCCAUCUACAAUAACAUGAAGCAAUUCAUUCGCUACCUCAUCUCCUCCAACGUUGGAGAAGUGGUCUGCAUCUUUCUGACUGCCGCACUGGGCUUCCCGGAAGCUUUAAUCCCUGUCCAGCUGCUAUGGGUCAACCUUGUGACCGACGGACUUCCUGCCACCGCCCUGGGCUUUAACCCCCCUGAUCUGGAUAUCAUGAGCAAGCCACCUCGUAACCCCAAAGAGCCCCUCAUCUCCGGGUGGCUCUUUUUCCGUUACUUGGCAAUCGGAUGCUACGUCGGAGCUGCCACGGUGGGCGCUGCGGCUUGGUGGUUCAUAGCUGCCGACGGGGGCCCGAGAAUUACCUACUACCAGCUGAGUCAUUUCCUGCAGUGCAAAGAGGACAAUCUGGAUUUUGAAGGGGUCGACUGUGUGGUGUUUGAAUCUCCCUAUCCUAUGACCAUGGCGCUCUCCGUCUUGGUCACCAUAGAGAUGUGCAACGCCCUCAACAGCCUCUCGGAGAACCAGUCCUUGCUAAGGAUGCCCCCGUGGGAGAACGUCUGGCUCCUGGGAUCCAUUUGCUUGUCCAUGUCUCUUCACUUCCUGAUCCUUUAUGUAGAACCAUUGCCACUGAUUUUCCAGAUCACCCCUCUGAACGUGACCCAGUGGCUGAUGGUGCUCAAGCUCUCCCUGCCGGUGAUCCUGCUGGACGAGACUCUUAAAUUUGUGGCCCGUACUUACCUAGAGCCGGGUAAAGAUAUUAUGCCGCCCGCCACCAAACCACGUCCUUUGUCUGCAUGCACCGAAGGGAUCUCGUGGCCAUUCGUGCUGCUGUCCUUGCCGUUGUUGAUUUGGCUUUAUAGCACAGACACUAACUUUAGUGACAUGUUUUUUUCUUGACCUGAAGUCCGGUAGCGGUAGCUUGGCAGUCAGAGAGAGGUUUAACUUAAAAAAGAAAAGAAAAGAAAAGAAGAAAAAAAGAAAAAAAUCGAUUUUUUAAAAAAUUGUUCCAAGCAAUUUGUCUUAUUCUGCUGAAUUUUCACAUGAACAUGUUUGCCGGUGACUGAGGUUUCCAUAUUCUAGACUCUGGGUUUUUUUCCUCUUUUUUUUUUUUAAUCUUUUUAUUUUUCCCUUUUCCUUUUUCUUUCCCCUGACCCCUGUGUGGGGAGGGGGGGGUGAGUCCUCUUCUCCCCCCACCCCACUUCUUUUAUACACGAACUAGGGUGUCCAUCGACAUGUACAGAGAAAUUAAACACUAUUUUAUGCAAAUAUUUUUUGUAGAGGAGACGCAUGUACAGUGUUCUGUUUCAUAGUUCACUCAUCCUUGUAAAAACGACGACAGCGCUGGGGGUUGGGGGUGGGCUGGGGUGGGGGAGGCAGGGGAUCACAUUUUGAGAAACCCGUGAUUGGUAGCUGAUUUUAGGGAAUGAGUGUCGUGGGAGACGUUUUCCUCCCUUAAACCAGAAGCAUGCGAAACUCUCUUCAUGUCUGCUGCAUGGUUGAACAUCUAAUCCUAAUUUAUCAUUCAGUUGGGCGUUUUCUGCACUGGGAAAACCAGACACCUCAAUUUCUUUUUCUCCCUUCCUUCCUUCCUUUUCUUUCUUUUUCUUUUUCUUUUUCUUUUUUUUUGGUUUGGUUUCAUUUUUUGCAUUUGCCACCCAGUUAUCCUUUAGAUCAGGGGUCUCCAAUCUUGGCAACUUUAAGACUUAUGGACUUCAACUCCCAGAAUUCUGGGAGUUGAAGUCCACAAGUCUUAAAGUUGCCAAGAUUGGAGACCCCUGAUUUAGAUAUUUACAAAUAUUCACAAGAUAUUUCCCAGAAAAAUAUCUUGCUUACACUCUGUCCUUGGUAUCUUGUUGAUCUCGCCGGUGCAGAAAACGUCAUUUUGAGAGGCAUCCCGCUAAAAUUAGGUGGUGGGGUUUUUUGUUUUCCUCGUUUCAUUUGUUUCUAUAUCCCCGACACGUGUAGAGGUUUUUGUUUUUUUUUUUUUAAAAAAAAAUCAAAAACAAAAAGCAGAAACAAAACUAUUUAUUUAAAUAUCGUCUGUAUUUUUACUGUAACAAGGUUGCUUCACCAGCAUUGCCCAUUAUGAGAAGGGAUGGGAGAGGAACAGAAGGAAGGAAUGGGGGGGUGGGAGGCAAUCUGGAUGGACUUUAAGCAAAGAGCAAAAAAAAAAAGAAGAAGAAGAAGAAGAGAGAGAGAGAAUAAAUUUUCUUUUAAAAUCGAGACCAUUCUGUUUGGCAUUUUCAUUCCAUUUUAAUUCUUGCGUCAGGCUUUUUUUUCUUCUUCUCCUCCUUCUUCUCCCUCCCCUGUUCCAUUCCUGUUAUUAAUCGGGGCAUUUACAACCAAACCUUGAUUGUGUUGGCUCAGAAUUUUUGUGUGUGUUUUUUUUUUUUUUUUUUAAGAGCUGGCAUUUCUCUCUGGGGUUUUUCCCCCCCUUUUUUUGGUUUAGGCCUGUUAAUUCUCCGUGCCACCUUGUCGAGGUACCAUCUGCUAGCCGCAUCUUGGGCUGCAGCCAAUAAGUUAACAACUUUUGUGUCCGUGUCUGUGUGUGUGUUGUAAAAAUCUGUAAAUACCAUGUAACGCAAUGAACACAUUGUAGAGAACUCUUUUUAUUUUCUCUCCCCACCCCGCCCUGUGGCACUAACCACCAUCGUUCUCUUGUGAUCAGUGUCUGUGCAUGGUGUCUUGUUUAUUGCCUCCCCAAACUUGAGUCCUGUAUUGAUAUGUAAGUUCAUUAACAGUCUAACUGUGUGGUGUUUCUCUCCAAUGCCUUCCAACAUUUCAUCGACUGAAGUGAGUAUCUCUCUCCCAUUUCGAUGGUGGUGCGUGUUGCUAUGUAUGUAACAGUGGAAACAUGAGGGCCCCUAUGCUGUGUGACCCUUUCCAGAGACCUCAAUAAACUCCCCAUUGCAGUUUCUCUAGCCUACAUUUUCUGCCUUAGCGUUGCACAAAAACCUUUCCCCCUUUCCCCGCCUUUCUGCUGAGUUAAAUCUCAAGAGACUCAAAUCGGUUGCCUUUAUUCUAAAAUCCCUGGGCCAUGCUCCCUUCGUGGCUUCUCAAAAUAUUUGGAGUCCCCCUGGGGGACCUCGAUGCUCUCUUGAGCCUUGGUGGUUUUCUUAGAGACGUUGCAUGACCCAACUAGGUUACUUCAUCAGUGCUAGAAGGGUUGAGGGGUUUGCGGAGUGGAGGAGGAAGAGAAGGGAGAAAGAGGAGGAGUAGUUGUACGGUCCUUAGAGCUCUCUGAGCUGCGUUGUUUCCUUACAGACGUUUCAUGACCCAACUAGGGAACAUCAUCGGUGCUAUCUCUCAGGUUCCCUUUGUCAGCACUUGGCUUUUCCUGGGGUUUGCUUGAAAGACGCACGGAAAAUGUAGGAAAGGCUUUGCUAAGGAAGAGAAUGCCUGGCUUUGUACGGAGAGACGGGACUUCUUAAAUUGUCCUAACUUAACUUCGGCCUACAUUGCUCAGGACACGCUUGAUUUAGAAGGCGAGUUAGAGAGUUGGGACUAGCUGAGCCUGGAGGAUUAACGUUGGUUGUAAGGUCGAGGUGCGCAUCCAUAGGAUUUUUCUUUGCAUAGUUCAGAUCCGCAGGCCCAUCGCUUCAAAAAGGAUGCGAGUCGGUGCUGUUUUUCCAUUUGCACAAACAACAUGUGUGAGUUACGGUUGCAGUCGGUCUUCAUUCCCAGGUUAAGUUUGAUUUUGCAAAUACCACCCAACCCAGCGUUCCUCCCUCCCUCCCUCCCUCUUCAACGUGCCUUGGGCCACAAAACCGAUUCCAAGACAGCAGGAGGAUCUAUUUUUAAAAGCCGAGCAGAGCUGCCCCUGGGAUCCGUUUCUCUCCCUUUUUCUUUUAUUUACACAAUACAGCUGUCCCCUUAAAUCAGCAGAACCUGGCUUGUUGCCGUUUCUAAAUUACUUUGGGUACAGAUUUACAGUUGCUGGGUUUUGAACUUCCCUUUGUCUCCGGGAAAGGGACCCUUCGCUCUGUGAUUGUAAAAUAACCCAGGACAACCGAUAAAAAAAUUUAACUGCAUGCAAGGAGAAAAGCAGGGAGGAUUUCAGGAGAGACAAAGCAUGCAACAACAAUGCAGAUUGUCUUGUGUCCUCACACCUGUUUUGUUGCACAUCUUGCACUGCUUCCCUAAUCUCUGCUCAUGGCUUUAGCAGCACAUUUUUUACCCAUCAGCGCAAAAAAAAAAAAAAAAUUCCCCAAAAGAGAUGGGUACUUUUCUGGCAUAGCCUACGACAAAAGGCAGAUUGGAAAGGUUUUAUUCAGAGGGAAUGGAUCAAACGGGCACCGUAGAAUAAAUCUGGUCAGAAAGUUUCAGAAAAAAGAAAAAAAAACUAAUAGAGCCAAUGGGUAGAUGGUGGACAGUUUGAUCUGCGGUUCUGAGUCUCUAUUUGCUAAGAGAUUUUGUUCCGUUCAAGAAAUGAAGCAAAACUUGGCAGGUUCCUAACCUCCCGUCACUCACAAGUUGCUUUUUGUUUGAACAAAUGCCUCUGAAAUUAUUAUUUAUUUUUUUAAAUCGGGAGAAAGCUUAAGCGAGCUAGUCAUUCUGCAUAGCACAAUGGCUGGGAAAGCCUUGACGGGAGGGUUGCGUGGAAAGGCUGUUGGUUACGAUGGGCAAAGGAGACCUAGGAAUCUGGAAAUACGACUGGCCUACACGCCAAGGGUGGAUGUAGAUUUUUCUGGAAGAAAAGCAGUCAGACAUUGCUAGGCAAUAGUAACAACGCUGUUUUAAAGUUGCCUGUGCUUUCAAAGUCCUUAAUCUGACCCAAAUAGUGAAGAUAGAUGGAUGGAUUAGAUUCAGUUGGGCUCCAGAUGUUUAGGGUUCAACCCUCCCCCUAAGAGAAGGGUUACAAGCCCCUUGUUUGUAUUUCUGGGGUCUUAAAGGCGCAAGGUACAAUUCUGAAGAGAGUGUCAACUCCACAAUUGGCUGUAUUUGUGUCUGAUCCACUAAACCAGUUUGCAGCUUUCGGGUGGAUGAAAACCUCCUAAUUCUAAAUGUCCUCUUAGCUUUUUAAUGCUUAGUUCUUUUUCUGCUAACCUGUAUUCUCCUGUUGGAUCGUGGGAAGUUAUGGUCAAUUGCCUAUCGCUACUAAGUCUUAAAGAGAAAAAAAAGCGAUCUUUUGCUUUUAUUAUGCUUUCUUUAUCUGUCUUUUAUCACUAAUGUUUUCUUUUCUCUCUCUCUCCCUCUCUCUCUUUCUCUUUUUCUCUCUCUCUUUUUUUCCUUUGCAGUGAUACUGGAGUAAAAUCAUUUAGUCCUAAACCAAUUUUCGCAGAAUUGUAAGGUUAAUUUUCUUGCAUGUGUCUUUAGCAACGCAUCUGCUGAAAACAUCUGCAUGAGUCUUGUACAUUGGGAAAAAGAAAAAAAAAAACUUUUAAAAAACCUUCCCGAAAGCGAAGGAGGAAAAAAAAAAAAAAAUUGAACUGCAAACUUGUGUUCCGUGAAGGAAAUGUGUGGUGCUCUUACAACUAAAAGUAUAUAUAUACAGAUCUACCAAACUGUGCAAUAUAGUUUUUAAUUGAUAAAAACAGACUUUUGCAAAAGAUGUUCUGGGAAUGCAUGAAGACAAGGCUCCCUUUACCUGCUGAGCAAGAAAUAUGAGUGAUGAUCCGGCCAAGUUUUUUUUUCUCCCCUCCUCCCCCCCCUUUUUUCCAUAUUUUCAUUGUGUAAAAUGUUAUGAUCCUUUAUCAAAUGUACAGUAUUAGACUGUCAAUGCAUGCUUUUCAAUUGUACGUAGCCGAUGACCUCUAUUGUAUCUUUAAAAAAAAAAAAAAAAGUUAACAGUUUAAACAGCUCUGUACAAUAUGCAGUUCUAUUUAUACAGAUCAUUGAUGGAUGGUACCGUUCCUGAAAUGUUUUAAGAAAACUCUUAAACCUUCAAAUUCCAUAACUUCAGCUUCUUCUUUUUUUUAAAAAAGGAAACAAAAAAAAUAAUAACCUGGAGCGUGCAAAGAAGACACUUCUUUUUGCACCGUAGUCACGUAACUUAUUUUAACUCUAAAAGUCGUUCAGUGCAAUACACGAGUCGUGAUGCAUUUUAUCCGAGCAAGCGUGCGAACCUGGAGGGGCUUUCCGGUGCCAGCAAGCAGGAGACACCCUUGUUCUCCUUCCUUGAUACUUUUCUCGGAUGGAUUUCAAACGCGAGCGGCGGCCCACGGGAGACACGCCGUCGUCUAGAUCCUACCUCGAGGGAAUUCCCACGGGCGAAACGGUGGCCGAGGCUUUGUCGCGUGGCUCCCGGCGUUGGGAGCCCUUCGGAUCCCAUUUCUAAGAUAGCAUGUGUGACUUUCUUUUUUUUUUUUAGAAGUUGUAAAUAACGUCUGAUGGAACAUCACACUACCAUCCUGGUUUCGGGUAAAAUAAAAACUUAUUCUACAGUAA
Molecule: messenger RNA, 9156 nt
Organism: Pantherophis guttatus
Lineage: Eukaryota; Metazoa; Chordata; Lepidosauria; Squamata; Colubridae
Gene: ATP2A2
Product: ATPase sarcoplasmic/endoplasmic reticulum Ca2+ transporting 2
Biological process (GO): calcium ion transport
Cellular component (GO): membrane
Molecular function (GO): ATP hydrolysis activity; ATP binding; P-type calcium transporter activity
Source: RefSeq, a predicted model, not a curated record